AUGUCAUUCAACAUAAAUUGGGACAAUCUACAAUCAGAUCCAAGAAUAAAUGAUUCAAUAGCAGAAUUUUUACAAGAUCAAUUUGAUAAUUUAACAUUACCUUCAUUCAUAUCAAAUUUACAAGUAUUAAAUUUUAAUUUAGGAGAUAUACCACCAGAAAUAACAAUACGGCAUAUUGGUGAUCCAUUUGAAGAAUUUUAUAAUGAUGGUAAUUUAGAAGAAAAUGAAAAUCUAAAGCAACAAUAUGAACAAGAACAACCACCACAAGAAGAUCAAGAGGAUAACGAUUAUGAUUAUGAUUCUGAAGAAGAUGAUGAUAGAUUAUCUACUAUAGCUGAAGGUAUAACUAUGAUGGAUUUAUCAACUAAUACAAUAACAUCUAAUGAACAGUCACCACAUCACCAUCAAAGACCUCCCAUACGAGGUGGAACAACCACAUCAAAUUCAUUUGGACCUCCAACAUUAACAAGAUCAAAGGAUUCAUUUCAAUCAAUUUUAGGUGUACAAGGUAUAUUGGGGACAUCUAAUGCAACAAAUACAAGUGGACUGGAAACUCCAAGUCAUAUUUUAAAUCAAAAUAUUUUUUCAUCUAGAGUCAUUCCUAAAAUCACUACAAAACAAGAACAAAUAAAACAAUCGGAGAAGAAUGUAAAUGAUAUACAACUAAUAGUAGAGAUUAAAUAUAAAGGAGAUUUACAUAUCGAUUUAUUAGUAACAUUGUUAGUGAAUUAUCCAUCCCCCAAUUUCAUUUCUUUACCAAUAAAACUCCACGUCACAGACUUAUUCAUCCACUCAAUAGCCACAAUAGCCUACCUCAAACACUCAGUGUUUUUUUCCUUUUUAUGUGACAUAAAUGAUGAAUUUGAACCACAUCCAACAGUUUCAACACCCGUGGGAGGAAAUAUCGUUGAUUAUUUCGUAAACGAUCAAAAUAACAAUAAGGAAAGAAUAGAUAUACUUAAAAAAAUUAGAAUUGAAAGUGAAAUUGGUGAAGUUGAAAAUAACGUUUUAAGAAAUGUAGGAAAAGUUGAGAAAUUUUUAAUGGAACAAUUACGUAAUAUUUUGAGGGAUGAAAUUGCUUGGCCAAGUUGGAUUUGUAUUGAUUUGAAUGGGGAUAAUGAAGAUGAAAACGAAGAUGAAGAAGUUGAAGAGAAUGGAAUUACAACUAAUUGA
Molecule: messenger RNA, 1173 nt
Organism: Lodderomyces jiufengensis
Lineage: Eukaryota; Fungi; Ascomycota; Pichiomycetes; Serinales; Debaryomycetaceae
Product: ERMES complex subunit
Exons: 1
Coding region: 1-1173 (390 amino acids)
Biological process (GO): phospholipid transport; mitochondrion organization
Cellular component (GO): ERMES complex
Molecular function (GO): lipid binding
Source: RefSeq, a predicted model, not a curated record